UAAGGAAAAAGUAAUAAAGAAAGUUCAUCUUUAGUGACUGAGACUGGUUCUUUUAUCUGACCGGCCCGGAGGAUCUGAGGGUUCGAACGCGGAAGUGAACCACGCGUCUUAUUCAUUCUGCGUCCAGCGGCUCCUCUGUAGAUGUCUGCGCACUCAAAGGCAGCAGGGAGGGGAGGGGGUGAGGGCCGGUUUAGGUGAUCAGAGCGACUUGCCCGCUUGCUGGCUGUGCAUUUGGGAUGAAACGCACAACUGAUGCUACCACAGUUUAUAGUGGCUACUGGGGUGUCCGUGGGGUGGCCACUGGGGUGGCCAGGUGUCGGAGAGGGGUGGCAGUGGCCACCCCUGGCCACCCCCUGGUGGCGCCACUGGAGACAUCACGUGAUUCGUUAUCACGAGAGGAGUCCUCUGUCAGGUUUCCAUCUCCGCGCAUAUUUACUAAAGGAAGACGCAUCCGGUCGUCAUUAAGAAUCUAAGGAUUAGCAGCAUCCUCAGUCCAGAUGAACUCCAAGCUCACCAAGACGCAGCAGAAAGCGAUCUGCUCUCAGCUGGGAAAAGUCAAACUGAAUUUGCUCUACAAAGCCAGCAUCCAUGGUUUCACUGGAGCAGAUUUCCACCAACACUGUGACAACAAGUCACCCACUGUGUCUGUGGGCUACAACACCUCUGGACAUGUGUUUGGAGGCUACACCAGUCAACCGUUCAGUCAGUCUGGACAGUUUGUAAAUGAUGGCCAAGCCUUUCUGUUCUCCUUCAGUGGAGAAAAGCUCAACAAAUAUCCAGUCAACGAUGCUCAAUAUGCGUUGAGAAUGCACAGCACCUGUGGUCCUUAUUUUGGAGAAGCAUUAAUUCUUGUCCAUGGAAACCAACCAAAGGUGUACAGCAAUCCUGGAAAGUAUUAUAACUUCAAUACUGCAGAGCUGCACGGCAACGACCUCACCAUGACCGAGUGUGAAGUUUACCAAGUGGAAGAGACUGUUGAAUUGGAGAAACCCUGGAGAGUUGUAAUCUGGGAGUCUAAGAGAAAGUCUGAGCUGAUGGAGAGCAUUCGAACCUACAGACCUUUGAACAGCUCAGUGACCCAGGCUCGGGUUUUACUCAUUGGACCAGUUGGAGCUGGAAAGUCCAGCUUUUUCAAUUCCAUCAACUCCAUUUUUAGAGGUCAUGUCACCAGUCAGGCCAUAUCUGGAAGCUGCUCCACCAGUCUGACGACACAGUUUCGAACAUACACCGUGAAGGCUGGAAGAGAAGGCAAACCUCUGCCACUCAUCCUGUGUGACACCAUGGGACUGGAGGAAAACGUGGGAGCAGGAAUUGAUAUAGACGACAUCAGCAAUAUUCUUAACGGUCAUCUGCCUGACCGUUACCAGUUCAACCCCUCUGUUCCUCUGCAAUCAGAGGCUCACGGUUUCUGCAAGAGUCCAGGUCUAAAAGACAAGAUCCACUGUGUGACUUAUGUCCUGGACGCCAGCAAGAUCUCCAUCAUGUCCACAAAGAUGGAGGAAAAGCUGAAAACUAUCCGUAGGAAGGUCAACUUGAUGGGGAUCCCUCAGCUGGUGUUGCUCACUAAAGUAGAUGAAGCCUGCUCUUUGGUGAAAGAAGACAUCAGAAAUGUCUACAGAAGCAGCUACAUUAGAGAUGUGGUGCAGGAGGCCGGCACUCGGGUCGGUGUACCUUUGUCCUGCAUCAUUCCAGUGAAGAACUACAGUCAGGAGCUGGAAUUAGACACGAACAUCGACAUCCUGCUGCUCAGUGCAGCCGUUCAGAUGCUUCGCUUUGUGGAUAACUUCUUUGAUGACCUCAGUGAUCAGCUGAGCAGUGUCACAAACGUGAAAUAAACAUCACAAACCCAAAAAGUGCAAGACAGCUCAUCAGUAUUUAUGCUUUCAGAAUGAAAACUGCUUGCUGGACCGCAAAAACUACAAUUCUCAAUACUGAGAUUACAAACUACUAUGUUGCUUCAAAUUUGUCAAAAUGACUAAAGCUUAGAAAAUUACAAUAGUAGAAAACCUGGUGGUUGUGUAGUUGCUAUAAUGUACACAAAGCUGAUUGUCAUUCUGAGCUCUUACUCUUUGAAAGUGUAAAAAGUUUGAAAAAAAUGAAUCAGAAUCUUCUGCUUGUUAUUAAAAACCAAUACAUAUAUAAAUAAAUAAAGCGGUAUGUGGCAGGAAA
Messenger RNA from Oryzias latipes (Japanese medaka), 2169 nucleotides. RefSeq names its product interferon-induced protein 44-like. Lineage: Eukaryota; Metazoa; Chordata; Actinopteri; Beloniformes; Adrianichthyidae. Gene Ontology annotation, biological process: immune response. The record is from RefSeq and is a predicted model, not a curated record.